AUGGAUCUCGAUCCUCCACAAAGCAGUGACAAUAUGUUGCCAGAACCAGGACCAUCUGAACUAGAUAUCGACCUUUCUCAGUUGGAGGAUAUAGAUGCACGUCGACAGCAAACCGCAUCGAAAGCCCUCCAUGCCCGAAGCGUUCUGGCUUUACGGAAAAAUGUCCCUACGACUUCCCUCCCCAACGAUACGGCAGCACCUCCCUCGACUCCUGUACCAUCAAUAACUUGCACAGCACCUGCUUCUUUCGACAAUCAACUUUUUGUGGGCCAGCCGGCGGACAAUACCCUUGACGAUAAUGAGAUUGAGCAAAUUCGGCAAUUUGUAGCUUCCCAAGAUGGGAGUAUGAGCGAAAGCAAUGGUCUUACAGCCAUGUCCCAGGAGCAAGACAAGGUAUCGACUGAAUCUCCAAGUGGUGUGACGGUCAUUGAGAAUCUGAUGAAUCGGGAUGAGCCACAGCCUGUGGUGGCCUCAUCGUCGAAAUCCUCCGAGGCUCCUGACGCGGCUGCGGUUACAGGGAUUCAGGGAUCGGUUGACGAAAAUGUCGCGUCUGAAUGGCCUGAGGUCCAGGAAGAAGAUUCCACAGGGUUUGAUAUCAUCGAGACAUGGUAUAAUACCCUUGAGAACCCGACUCUCGAGGACACAGUACAGUAUGAAAAAGCAAAGCAGAAAGAGGCUCGGCGCAAGGAGAGAAUUGCCAGCCGGAAGGCUCUGGAAGAGGCAGAACAGACCCUCGAGACUUUUCCGGAUUUAUCUGAUGAUGAACUGCUCAACUCGUCACUUGGACCAUUACCCGGAGACACUGGUAGGCGCUCGGAUAUGCCGUCUGCAAACCGACCUUCAAAAGGCCCACGAAAGCAGAAGAAUAGGGUCUCUGCCGCAGAAAGACGCAGAAGUAUGCGGUUAGGUCUCGAAAUUGGCUUAGGACGUGUAACGAGAAACAAGGGUUCCGGAAAGAAACGCUCUCGAAAGCGGAAAGCAGACGACAGCGAUGAAGAUGUUCCAGCUAGCGGUGACGUUAGCAAGAAAAACUUGUUUGAUCCGGAAUUCGACCUAAACGCAUUUCUCAAUCCCGAUGUUAUCGCAGACGCUCAAGCGAAUGCUGGACUUCCGGCAAUUCCAAUAUCUAAUUCCAAAAACAAGAAAAGUGCCCUCGCUGAACUUGUCGCUAGCAUCCCUUCUGCCGAUCAGGAUCAGGCCAAGUCCGACAGGCAAGCAAUCCUCGAGGCAACCACAAAGUUCAGGCAUAAAGCAAGAUCUGAUGGCAAGGGCGGGUGGAGGAUAAAGGGCAUGAAGACUAGUCUCUUCCAUCAUCAGCGUGAUCGGGAGAAUUCGACCAGUCCGCCCUAUGGGGGCUUUCUUUGCGAUGUUAUGGGUUAUGGCAAAACUAUUCAGGCUCUAGCCAAUAUUGUUGAUGGAAGAUGCGUUGACCCAGACGACCCCGUCAAAACAACAUUGAUCGUCGUUCCACCUCACCUUGUCGGGCACUGGGAAUGCCAAGUCGUCAAGCAUUGUGAGAAGGACGCUGUUGGUGACGUCCUCAUAUACUGUGCUCAGAGCAGAAUGCGUAGCGUCGACGUUAUUCAAAGUCUGCAGAAGUUCAGUGUCAUAAUUACGACAUACGACGAGGUCAGACGCUCGUAUCCGCAGUUAAAGCGCAGAGGUGAGGUUCUCGAUGAAAAGGAGAUCGUUGAGAUGUGGGAGGAACUCUACGCCAAAGAGAUCGGGCCAUUACAUCAGAUCAAGUUCUUGAGGAUCAUCCUUGAUGAGGGACAUUCGAUCAAGAACCAUCUUGCCUCGACGUCAAUCGCCGUCCGUGCUCUCACUGGCCAUCACAAAUGGAUUUUGAGUGGAACACCCGUGCCUAAGUAA
This is a messenger RNA of Aspergillus fischeri NRRL 181, 1872 nucleotides long. RefSeq names its product putative SNF2 family helicase. Gene Ontology annotation, molecular function: ATP-dependent chromatin remodeler activity; ATP binding. Bases 1 to 1872 code for a protein of 623 amino acids. The record is from RefSeq and is a predicted model, not a curated record. Lineage: Eukaryota; Fungi; Ascomycota; Eurotiomycetes; Eurotiales; Aspergillaceae. The transcript is spliced from 7 exons.